Quercus lobata is the source of this 802-nucleotide messenger RNA. RefSeq names its product probable WRKY transcription factor 43. NCBI's taxonomy places the organism in Eukaryota, Viridiplantae, Streptophyta, Magnoliopsida, Fagales, Fagaceae. Bases 97 to 603 code for a protein of 168 amino acids. The record is from RefSeq and is a predicted model, not a curated record. Gene Ontology annotation, molecular function: sequence-specific DNA binding; DNA-binding transcription factor activity. Gene Ontology annotation, biological process: regulation of DNA-templated transcription. The transcript is spliced from 2 exons.
CAUAAAAGUAAAACACGCUCUUCAUUCCCUUUUCAUCUUUGUUUUCUACCUAACAAAAGUGAAUAAAGUAGUAUUAAGUUCUUGGAAUUAUUCUACAUGGCUCCAAUGCAAAACAACCAAAUGUUAUUACUAGGUUCUUCUAGUUCAUCAGCAGCUUCUACUUCCUCAUCAAACAUAGAGAAUUUUAAUUCUCAGAAUCUGUUUCAUGGUGCCAACAACAAGGACAAAAUGAAAGCAGAAACCAGAAUUCAACAUCAUGAAGCUAAUAACAUUUCUGAGAGGGGAGAAAAAGUUACAAAAGGAGACAAGAAGAUCAAAAGGCACAGAUUUGCAUUUCAAACAAGGAGCCAUGUUGAUAUACUCGAUGAUGGGUACAGAUGGAGGAAAUAUGGGCAAAAGGCAGUGAAGAAUAGUAAAUUUCCGAGGAGUUACUACAGGUGUACUCAUAAAGGCUGCAAUGUCAAGAAGCAAAUCCAACGCCUUUCCAAAGAUGAAGAGAUUGUGGUGACAACCUAUGAAGGGAUGCAUUCACAUCCACUAGAGAAGACUACUGAUAGCUUUGAACAGAUCUUGCAACAGUUACAAACACCAGCUCCCUCAUGAAGUACGCCAUGUCAAAAAACAUUGCAGAGUGUCUCAAUGCACACAGUUUCUAAUUAAUGUACUGUUCUACUAAUAUGUUCAAGUGUAUGCAUAGCAUGUAAUAUGAGAUGAAUAUGGAAAGCAACCGAUCUUAUUUGUAAAUAAUUUAUCCUAAACAUGAAAUUGAAACUUUUGAAGAAAAGAAACAUCAAUUCAUCAA